Messenger RNA from Cylindrotheca closterium, 267 nucleotides. Lineage: Eukaryota; Bacillariophyta; Bacillariophyceae; Bacillariales; Bacillariaceae. The record is from the annotation of a GenBank genome assembly.
AUGGUUAUUCACUCAUCCUUUACCAUUGAGCACGGACGAGUCCACAAUAUCAUCAAGCUGGACAAUCAGAUGUACAUGAAGAAGGUAAACUCUGCAAUCCCUUACAUGUCUGAAGCUCUUGACCCUCUUGACGAAGAAGAAUUCAAGAGAGUUUUCUUCAAUGCUCACCCCAAGCCUUGGAAGGACGCCUUCCUGGAGAUCAACGGUACCCUUGACAACCAUUCCGUUGCCAGCAUCACUUCCUACAUGCAACGCAAGGCUCGAUAA